AUGGACAACAUGAACGAGCGUGCUAUGCGCGAGCACUGGGAGAACAGCCUCCUGGGAGUCCAGUUCUGGGAAGAUGCGGCGAGACAUGCCGAGCAGCUUGCUAGAAGUAAGAGACAAGCCCUAACUGCCCAGUCGCCUCAUCAGAGCCCUACUCAGUCGCCUUCUAAGAACACUGUUCAGACUACAGCCACGAGCUCUCAUGAGAAGAGUCCAAAGAAGAAGAGUCGCUUCCAGCUCUCUCAGCUUGCUUCCUCCAAUAGUUUACGACACCAAAGCACCAUUCAUCCCUCCCCCGCAGCGACUGAUGCCACAAACUCACCCGAGAAAAGUCCCGCAAAGAGUCAGAAGAGUUCAAAGACAGGUAGUUUCCGUCUUCCAAAACUGCCUUCUUUUAAGACUCUCAGUCUCAAGCGCCGAGGCCCUAUCCUCGCGUCCACCGAAGGAAUCGUUGAACUACAGAAGCCUACCCGUCCUUCAAUCCUGUCUCCUUCUACUUUCGUUCCGCCUGAAUCUCCUACUUUCCGCCCUUUUGAAUCUACUAUUCCUCUCAUCCCCAAUGCUCCCCGUCCUGCAUUUCGGUCUCUCUACAGAGGACCUUCUGCUACCAACAUGGAUAUUGCACCCCCCACAGCCCCUGAGGACUCUCAUCCUCUUGCCACAAUGGCUCCUGACCAUCCCAGCAUCCUCAGUUUUCAAGAGUGGCUUGAGCGGCGAAGUGAUCCUCGCCCUGAACCUAUGACUACUCCUCACCCAGCUCGCAUUCCUCGCAUCAGCUUGAUGGCUCACCUCAAUGACGGUGGCACUUGGGAUGAUAUCCCUCGCACCCAGUCGGUCCUAGAACUAAACAUGUUUUUCGAUGCUCGCAAGGCCUCCCCCGAAAGCCUUGUUGAUCUCGAUGAUGACCAGACUAUUGAUAAAGGUACCAUGGUCGACAAAGCUAUUAUGACCGACCCUGAACUCGAAUCUCCCAUCAACAACACCACCAUGGUCGACAAGGCUACCAUGACAGACUUCGACAUUGAGAGCUCUGCUACCGACAAGGCCACCAUGGCUGAACUCGACAUUGAGGGUUCUGCCACCGACAACCUGCCCACUGACGAGGGCAUUGCCGAGACUAAUGUCAGCAUGGAGUGUGCUACCAACGACCUGACCACCGGUGAGCACCUGCCGUCUGACCAUGCCACUGACGAGGCCACCGCAAAGACCGAUGUUAACCUGGAGUCUGAUGCUGCCAUUGAGGCCAGUGUUCCUACCUUGAAUGAGACUGCCACCGACGACCAGGGAGCCCACCAACCCGCCGAGAAGCCAGAAGAUGGGAUCAGAAUCACCAUUCUCUCCCUGGAGCAGAUGCGGCCCUUGACCGAGUUCCGCAACCUGCGUGUGCUGAAGCUGACUGGUAUGAUGAAGUCCUACCAGCGUAUCAUCUGGCAGGCGGUAUGGUUGAACCCCCAGCUCACCACUCUCGAGCUGGAGAUGGCAGUUGGCUUGGACAUUGAGCACCCAAUUGGUCCAAGUGGCUGGAAGCCCAUCACGAAGGGAUGGGUGAUGAAUGUGAAGUCGUCUGCCUCGCCCGUUUACUAUGGCCGAGGCGACGGAGAGAUCAACGGUAGUAUUGGGUACGGCGAGUACCUUGACAAGUACUGCAUUGAGAAGGCAAAGGUGCUUGCCCUCAGCACCGGUUUCCCCGCCCCCGCCUACCUGCCGGUCAAGCAUCUCACCUUGACCGGCUUCGCCGUGGACGGGGACGCCUUCGUGAUGUGGUUCCGGAACCUCGAAGAGGUUCACUUCAAGAAGGACUGCAUCGACUGCGGUUUCUGGCUGUCUCGCGCCCAGCGAGACGUCCGAGUUCGUCACUCGGACGAGUUCGGAGUGGCCCGGGGCGCGGACGGGCCCUCCGGGGCCAGCUCCAUCGUGGAGCUUGGUGAGGAGAUGGUCGCCGAGCUCACCGCUGCGGUGAGAGGCCUGGGGGCCUCGAGGAUGUGA
Penicillium samsonianum is the source of this 1983-nucleotide messenger RNA. RefSeq lists its product as uncharacterized. The coding region runs from base 1 to 1983 and encodes 660 amino acids. The record is from RefSeq and is a predicted model, not a curated record. Lineage: Eukaryota; Fungi; Ascomycota; Eurotiomycetes; Eurotiales; Aspergillaceae. The transcript is spliced from 3 exons.